Messenger RNA from Symbiodinium natans, 2745 nucleotides. NCBI's taxonomy places the organism in Eukaryota, Dinophyceae, Suessiales, Symbiodiniaceae. The record is from the annotation of a GenBank genome assembly.
AUGGCCCCAGACUUGUAUCAUGGGCUGGAUCAUGCCGAGAUCUACGGCAAGAAAGCAGCAGAUGAAAGCUUGGCACCCAAAGUAAGAGGGGCUUGGAAGGACCUGGCAGAUGGCGUGACGUCCCUCAACGAGGAUGACCCAGAUUCAGCCAUUCGAUUAGGGAACCAGGCGGGUGAAGCAUUUCGAGCUGGCCAAUGUCCAGAAGGCGAUGCCGACAGCCUCUUGCUCGUCACCAGGGCGCUCACCAGUGUAAACAGGAGGAAAGAGGCCGACAAGCUUGUGCGAGACCGGCUGGCGGAGGUGCGGGCGAAGGCCGAUGGCCCGAGUGAGGCAAAGGCCCUCCUGGCGCUGGCGGAGGUCAACGCGGACCAGAGGGGCAGCAAGAAGCGCGAAGAGGCACGGAUUGCAGCCAAAGAGGCCAGAGAGAUGUUUGAGAAGCUCGCAGACGAACGUAUGCGAGCGGCAGCGCUGCUUGUGCAAUCACACAUUUGCAUCAAAAGCAAGAAUCAAGAAAAAGAGAAGAGGGCAGCUGAAGCUUUGAAGCUAGCAGAGGAAGCUCGCAAGAUUUCCAAUGACCUGGGCGACACCCGGACGGAGGCAACAUGCCUCCACGCGUAUGCAUCUGCUCAUGACAUCAUCGAGCAGCACAACGAGUGCAUACAGGCGGCAGAGGAUGCCUUGGACCUAUACCUCGAUCUGAAGGAUCCCUAUGCUGAAGCAUUCGAACUUUGCUGCAUGGCCCAGUGGUUCAUGAACUACUCGCGGUGGCAGCUGGCACUCGAUCAUGCGGAGGAUGCGCUGGAAAUCCUGCGGGCCGCUCCCAAGCCGAGCGCAUCGCAGGAGCUCCGAGCACUGCAGAUUUUGUCCCAAGCCCACCAGGGUAAGGGCGACAAGAGUGGCACAGAUGCGGUCCACGAGUCCCUCAAGCGUUUCCAAGCGAGCGACAACCGCUCGGCAGAGGCUGCGGCCAUGGACAUGCUGCUCAGAGCACAUUGCGAGAAGGGCGAGUUCGAGCGUGCCCUUGAGACUGCAGAGCGUGCCAGAGCGGCUUUCAAGGCUGUCGGCGAUGAGGUUGCAGAGGCCAACGUCUCUGCACUGAUAGCCGGGCUGUAUCUCAAGCUGGGAAUGGCAGACGAGGCUCUAAAAGAAGGUCAUGCGGUUCUGGAACUGGUCCGACGUUCUGGCUCAACCAAACAGAAGUCGGACCUGAUGCUCACUCUGUCCCAGGCUUACCUCGAAAAACAGGAGCACGAUGAAGCCCUCGCCAUAUGCAGAGAAAUGCAAGACCACUUCACUCAAAAAGGAGAUGUGGAAGGGGAGGCCGACUCUCUCCUGGCAGCCGGCUCUUUGCUCGUCCUACAGGGUGAUUUGGACGAGGCUCGGACACUUGCUGCCAAGGCGCAGCUGAUUCUCAGCGAGGAGGGCAAUGCCACAGGCGAAGGCAAGGCGCUUCGGCUGCUCGCAGAGAUCUAUGCCAAGCAGGAGCAGCACAAAGCAGCUAUCAGGGCUGGGGAGCGUUCGAGAGCUUUACUGCGUGGCGAAGAGGGUGCUGCUGACGAAGCUUCCAUGCUCUUCCUGGUAGCGCAGGAAGCCGUGCAGCUUGCUGUCCUCGAGGGGGCCAGAGUUGGCUUAGACAAGCCUCUGAAGAGACAUGCGAGGGAAGCGCUGGACAAAGCCGAGAAAUGUGCGAAGAUGGCGGUUAAACUCUGCAGUGACAAUGCCUCUGAGCAAGGGACGUCAGAGAUUCUGGGCUCGUCGCUGUGCUCACUGUCACAGGUGCAUAUGCUUCGCAGCAAGUACAAGGAGGCGCUUUCCAUCGGCCAGGAGGCUGUUCAAGUCUUUGUGAAGACAGGGCAUAAGCGCAACCAGGCUUCUGCCUGCCUCCUCUGCGCAGAUGCAGAGAGGGCUUUGGAGCAUUACAAAGAAAGCCAAAGAUAUGCCUUGGAGGCAAUCGCCAACUUCAACCAAGCAGCAGUGCUCGAUGAAAAAGGCCUGGCUUCAGCGCAGAGCAUCCUCGAAGCUCUGAAGCAGCACCUGGCGCCUCCUCGACCUGUCAUGAUCCCUGGAGCCCCGCAGGGUGGACUUCCACCAGGAAUGCUCGCGCAGUACGAGGAGGAGGAGGCCGCCGGUGAAGGAAAGGUGGCCAGGACUCGCGAGAGAGGUCCGGCUAUGGACGUCAAGGCUCUCAGUCCAGAUGUCAUCAAGAAGAAGAUCUUAGAUGUGGCCUUGAGCAUCACUGGGGCCGAUGAUGGUGACAUAGAGGCCGACACGCCCUUAAUGGAAGCCGGGCUCACAAGCACUUCGGCCGUUGGGCUGCGUGACGAGCUCAUGAAGGAUUUGGUGGGUGUCAACUUGCCUGUGACCUUAGUCUUUGAUUACCCGUCGAUUUCUGCGAUGACCGAGCUGGCAUUGGAAACGCUAUGUGCUUUUCUUGAAACACUUGGUGGCACCUUCGACAAAACGCAGUGGUCGGGCUAUGCGCGGCUACAGGAGGUCUUCAAGCAGGUGGAAAUCGUGGCAGAGGACCCGAAGCAAAGCGCCCGAACGCGAUGCUUGCUGAAGGGUCUCCUGGAUAAGCGCCGGAAUUCCUGGCAAGAGAAGCCCACCCUUAUGGCAAGUCCGAAAAGCAACAAGGAGAAGCCUCAGAAGAAGACAGACGGGGCUGAGAAGCUGGACUGGAUGGAGGCACGCUAUUCCAUGAACUCGCCUCUGUCGGGUGUGUCCGGCCGACGUGCUGCCGCGUAG